Messenger RNA from Colletotrichum orchidophilum, 1371 nucleotides. RefSeq lists its product as uncharacterized. The transcript is spliced from 4 exons. The coding region runs from base 1 to 1371 and encodes 456 amino acids. Lineage: Eukaryota; Fungi; Ascomycota; Sordariomycetes; Glomerellales; Glomerellaceae. The record is from RefSeq and is a predicted model, not a curated record.
AUGGCGCCUUACAAGCAGAGCACCAAGUCCGAGGGCCGGCUUCCUGAUAUCCCGAAGGCCAACAAUGACGCAAAGAUAAAGAAGAACACUUCAGCUAGGAAGAACACUUCGGCCAAGGAGCACAAGAGUCCUAAGAAAGGUGUCAAGGUCGCCGGUCGCCCAAAGAAACGGGCAUUAAUUCAAUGGCGCAGAGAAGACCCCUUGCUUGUGAUGACGCUCUGGACUCAGUGGUGGUGUGCCAAAAAACACAACAAACUGCCCUGGGAUGAGAUCAUCCCCCAAUGCUUCACUGGAGUUACCCCGACAGCAUUCACCCAGUUCCUGGCCCGAGAGCGCAAGCGUGUUCUCAAGGCGGGUUGGUGUGUUCCUCCCCUCCCUAGCCAGGCCAAGAGCUUGAAAGAGGACAAGGAUAUCCGCGGCUAUAUCAAUGCACCGACCCCUCAGAACGAAGAUGCUUUGAAGACCAACGCAGCAGGUGAUGGAGACUCGGAUGAAGGUGAGAUUGAUGACGCAAUUGCGGAGGACCAGGAGGAUGAGAUUGAAUCGGAUUACGAUGAAACCCUCAAUAAGGAGGGAGAGUCCUCAAACGAUCCCAUUCACCAGGCCUCUCACCAGGCUCCUUCCCAGUUGGGCCAUCAUCUACACAACAACGAAGCUCAGCUGAUGAACCAUAUUCACGAGCACGCCCUUGUUCAACAGAACGGUCAAGGUUUGCCUAUUCUACAGGCUCAGCAGAUCAGCCAGGCCCUAGAACAUGCCGAUGACGACAUCCAGCUCCAGCAGCAGCCAUACCACCAGACGCAGUACCCGAACCAGCACAGUCAGAUGCAGCAGACCGAGCAGGAAUGGCAGGUACUCCAGUCUCACCUACAGUCUCAGCACCAUACCGGAGGUAACAAUAUUCACCUAUCUGAGCAAGAGCUUCAAGCCUGGAAGAAUGAAGCACCUGAGAACGAAGCACGAGCUUAUGUCGAGGGCCUCGCUCCCGAGGCAUUCCACCUUUCUCAGAUGCCUGAUAACCCAAAUGAUGUCUCUUAUCCGAUGUCUGGCAUUCAUCGCAUGGUCCCGGUCUACUCGAGCAAUGGCUACACGACUUUUGCCACCCCAUUGAAUCUCAACUUGUACGGCAAUCUCAAUGGCCUAAAUGGCCAGGAAGCUGGUAUUCCUACCCAGCCCUUCGAAAACAACCCCCGGAUGAAUCUGCAUUCCGGCACUCCGUCUCUCAAUGUGUCGCCCACUGGCGGCUCUCAUCGGCAGGAUGCUGUCAAUGAUCAUGCCACAGCUGUUGACUCCACCCCCAACGGAGACAAUGAGGGAUUUGGCUUGGGCGAGGUCAAUUUGGCGGCAUUUGAUACUAACGUAUUUUACUAA